Messenger RNA from Uloborus diversus, 1159 nucleotides. RefSeq names its product fasciclin-2-like. The record is from RefSeq and is a predicted model, not a curated record. Gene Ontology annotation, molecular function: protein binding. NCBI's taxonomy places the organism in Eukaryota, Metazoa, Arthropoda, Arachnida, Araneae, Uloboridae. The transcript has 6 exons. The coding region runs from base 69 to 1046 and encodes 325 amino acids.
CGAGCACAUUUCCGUGGAGGUAGGGUAGAAAUACUUUUCAAAUUUGAGAGUUCACCUUGUGUGAGGCAAUGAUGAUGCAUGCUACACUUGUUGCGUUUUUAUUUUGUUACAGCAUUUCCGUUUCAGCGGGAAAUGAAGAAGAAUCUCUACACAUUGCUCCUGUAUUUAAGGACAUCAUCGAAAAGGUAACAGUAGGAGAAUCGGAAAGCCUCGAGGUGCUGUGUUCGGCAACUGGCAGUAAGCCCAUUACCUAUAAUUGGAUUGAUCCCGACGAAAAUAGGAUUUCAUCUGACACUAGUGAAAACAUUUACACAGUUUUAGAUGACGAUGGAUCAUGGCUCUUUAUUAGUAAAGUAAGCAUUCGACAUCAGGGAGCUUAUACUUGUACUGCUUCGAACGAGUAUGGGUUAUCCAGCAAAUUUUUCAAUGUCGUAGUGAAAGAUAAAGAUUCCAAAAAUGAGACUGACACUAAUGGAUCUGCGUCUAUCGUUCGAGUGGUAGCAGAAAUUAAAAACAACAGCAUUUCGUUCAAAAUAUACACCCAAGGAAACGUUGAUACGAUUUUCGGGCAAUACAGCGAAAUUCGAUUGCCUAUGUCGAAGUCUAAAGUCGAGUGGAAAUUUGGAGGUCUAGGUCCAUAUGAGGUAAAGAAUCUGACAGCCAGCGGCAAGUACAGUUUCCAGUUCAGAUUAUCAGAAUCUGAGGAGUGGUCGAAAGUCUACACAUACGUGAUGCUUCCUGAUAUACCGCAUGUUAUAUUCGGUGGUUUAAACGAUGGAGUUCUCAAACUAGAGUGGUUCAGAAAAUGGGAUGACAUUGCGCGAGACACAAUCGACAAAUAUGAACUUUCGUAUAAUAGGGUGAGUCAAUACCAAGGGAAUUAUUGGCAGAAAGACAACUGUACGGUGACUAUUGAAAUUCCCAAGUGCGGUCCAUCUAGUUAUACAAUCACACCGUUAAUUAAGAACUUAUAUUACGAAAUACGUUUACGAGCGCAUACUUCAGCAGGCUACGGAGAGUAUUACUAUUUCAAAGUACAUGCUUGAAUCAUGACUAUUAAGAGUGAAUCAUGAAAAUGUAGUGCAAUGACAUUGAAAAAUGCUUGCAAUUUUGAUACAUGCAUUUACAUGUAAACUGCUCUUCAUAUUAAAAAUGUUAC